Molecule: messenger RNA, 945 nt
Organism: Prionailurus viverrinus (fishing cat)
Lineage: Eukaryota; Metazoa; Chordata; Mammalia; Carnivora; Felidae
Product: olfactory receptor 10K2-like
Exons: 1
Coding region: 1-945 (314 amino acids)
Biological process (GO): G protein-coupled receptor signaling pathway
Cellular component (GO): membrane
Molecular function (GO): G protein-coupled receptor activity; olfactory receptor activity
Source: RefSeq, a predicted model, not a curated record
AUGGAGCGGGGCAACGGAACCCUGGUGACAGAGUUCGUCUUCCUCGGCUUCUCCUCUCUGGCCGGGCUGCAGCGGCUGCUCUUUGUUGCCUUCCUGCCCCUCUACCUGUUCACUCUGGGCACCAAUGCCACCAUCGUUUCCACCAUCGUGCUAGACAGAGCCCUUCACGCCCCCAUGUACUUCUUCCUCGCUGUCCUCUCCUGCUCUGAGACCUGCUACACCUUCGUCAUCGUACCCAAGAUGCUGGUUGACCUCCUGGCCCAGAAGAAGACCAUCUCCUUCCUGGGCUGUGCCAUCCAGAUGUUCACCUUCCUCUUCCUCGGCUGCUCUCACUCCUUCCUGCUGGCGGCCAUGGGGUAUGACCGCUACGUGGCCAUCUGUAACCCUCUGCGCUACACGGUGCUCAUGGGACACGGGGUGUGUGUGGGACUCGUGGCUGCUGCCUGUGCCUGUGGCUUUACUAUUGCACAGAUUAUCACCUCCGUGGUAUUCCACCUACCCUUCCGCACCUCCAACCAGCUCCAUCAUUUCUUCUGUGACAUCGCCCCUGUCCUCACGGUGGCAUCUCAUCAUACCUACCUGAGUCAGAUUGUCAUCGUCAUGCUCUGUGCACUGGUCCUGGUUAUCCCCCUGUCACUGAUUUUGGUGUCCUAUAUUCACAUCAUCUCUGCCAUACUCCAGCUUCCUUCCACAUUGGGCAGGUACAAAGCCUUCUCCACCUGUGCGUCCCACCUCAUUGUUGUCACCAUCCAUUAUGGCUGUGCCUCCUUUAUCUACUUACGGCUCAAGUCCAACUACUCCUCAAGCCGAGAUGCUCUCAUAUCAGUCUCCUACACCAUCCUGACUCCCUUGUUCAAUCCGCUGAUUUACAGCUUGAGAAAUAAGGAGUUCAAGUCAGCUCUUCGCAGAGCUGCGGGAAAAACCAUUUCCCUGCCACGAUGUUAA